GAGAAACGUUCUUAUUAUUAUUAUUUCCCCAAGAACUGUAAAUUGGGCUGUUAACUAACCUGCCGCAGUGUCUUACAAAUCACAAAUUUAAAAAAUGUGUUUGCAAGUUAUCGUCACAUGCCAAUAUAAGUCAGGAUGGAUCAUGGAAAGUUUCCUAAUAAAUUGGCGUCUCAUCUCUUGAUUGUUUCUUACUUUAAUUAUGCAAGUUAAAAAAAAAAAAAAUGGUGUGUCGUGCGUACAAGAGUUGAAGUGCGCCGCAUCUGCCCGCCGAAUGCGAAAUAAUAUAUAAGGGGAACUCAAAAUGUCCUUGCUGAGAUAAUAGAAUACAGAGGAUUAACCAAAUCCCACUCUAGUGUCUACUGUUGUUCUAUAAAAUAAAAUAAAAUAAAAUAAAAUAAAAUAAAAUUUGGAGGACAAGAAGGAGGGAGCGGAGAGUUGUUGUGCAGCUGCAUGAGGGCAGGAGUGAUUCAGCUGAAUGGAGGACCGAGAUUUACGGACGAUGGCGCGGGAGCUCCAGGCUCCAUCACGGGUAUGGUAUGCAUCCAAACAAUCGAACAAAGAAACCGGCGUUCGUAUCGGGCAUGGGCCGCAUGUGUAUGUACGAGUGCCACGCGCACAUUUCAAAGAAUACAGAGUGCGGAGGAAGGUCCGAGGGCGCCACCCGUCCCGCCGCGGGCUCGCGUCGAAUCCCACUGGGGAUCGAAACAUUGGCCUAAUAAACUAAUAAGAGGUCGACGUACGCCGCAGGAGGAGCUACAUUGUACAUAAGAAUCAACGAGGGAAUGCCACUCGAAGAUGAAACCACAGCUAUAUCUGGUAGUUCUGUGCGCCAUCACGCUAUUCAUUAUCUAUCGGAUGCCAAACUCUCAGUAUCAAGAAGCAGAGUUGGAGGCAAGACUUCAUCCAUUUGAUACAAUCAAGGAUGCUGAUCCAGUUAACAAGAUUGGUUACUUACCUCACGGUAUUAUGCAAUCAAAUUCUGACAUGGAACUAAAACCCUUGUGGGUCACAAAAGGGCCAAACUUGGAGGAGACUGUUCAGUGUCAUCAGAACUUACUCGCAAUAUCCGUCGGAAUAAAACAAAAGAAAACUGUCGAUUCAAUAAUUAGAAAGUUUCUUCCAGAUAAUUUUACAGCUAUUCUAUUCCACUAUGAUGGAGAUGUCAAUGGGUGGCACAAUCUCCCAUGGAGUAAAAGGGUCGUCCAUAUUGCCGCUCUUAACCAAACAAAAUGGUGGUUUGCAAAACGUUUUCUGCACCCUGAUGUUGUCUCCAUAUAUGAUUAUAUAUUCCUUUGGGAUGAAGAUUUGGGAGUAGAUAAUUUCCACCCAGCAAGGUACAUAGAAAUUGUUAAAUCAGAGGGAUUGGAGAUUUCUCAGCCAGCACUUGAUCCAUAUCUAUCUGAAAUACAUCACAGAAUAACUGUUCGCAGGAAGAAAGGGAAGGUGCACAGAAGAGUUUAUGAUAAUCGGGCUGGUGGCGACUGUUCAAGCACCAGCGAUAAACCACCAUGUGCUGGUUGGGUGGAGGGCAUGGCACCAGUAUUUUCUAGAUCUGCUUGGCGUUGUGCUUGGAACCUUAUUCAGAAUGAUCUGAUCCAUGGAUGGGGAAUAGAUAUGAAACUUGGCUAUUGUGCUCAGGGUGAUAGAACAAAGAAGGUUGGAGUAGUUGACGAUGAAUAUAUAGUGCAUCAAGGCAUCCAAACACUGGGAGGGCCUUCAACAGAAAUGAACGAGAAAGGCAUCCGGCAGCCUGUUGUGAGAUCUAAACGGAUGCUGCGUAAGGGUGUCAUCCAGAAUCGAGGAAGGCCACGAACAUCUGAUGCACGAAUUGAGGUGAGGAGACAAGCAAGGGUAGAACUUCAAAAUUUUCAGGAACGCUGGAACAGGGCUGUCAGGGAAGACGAGUCUUGGAUCGAUCCCUUCCAUCCAAAUCCAACUACUAGGGCCCAGAAUGAUGCCAAUGAGUUUGGUCCGGUGCUUUCCCUGGACUAGAUGUUUUUGGCAUUGUUGUGAUCCUUGGCCGUCGAUUACUUUACAUGUUGUUUUUGGGAACAUUAGCAAGGCAUAUUUCUUCAUUGCUAGUGAAACUGUUUUGCUCUCCGCAAGCGGCGUCUGUUUGUAUGCCACGAUUAUUAUUAUUAUUAUUAUUUUUCCUUUCACUGUUAAA
Ananas comosus (pineapple) is the source of this 2167-nucleotide messenger RNA. RefSeq lists its product as uncharacterized. The coding region runs from base 796 to 1992 and encodes 398 amino acids. The record is from RefSeq and is a predicted model, not a curated record. Lineage: Eukaryota; Viridiplantae; Streptophyta; Magnoliopsida; Poales; Bromeliaceae. The transcript has 15 exons.